AAUAGAUGUAUGGUUGGUCAAUUAUAACCAAAUUGACAUUUAACCACAUAAACAGGGCGUCAGCUUUCAGCGUUUCCGUUUUUGUAUGUGUGUGUUCUUAACACAUAUGUACCGCGUAAAGGUUUUAUAUUUUUGAUACCAUUAUAUUUAUUAAAUUCUGAAAACCAUCUAAAAUCAAAGUUCGUUUCUACUGAGUAAUGUACAAAAACAAUUUUCGGAGAUUUGCAUAUUAGUCAUAUACAGUCCGAAUAACAUUCUUAAAUUGGUAGGGUUAUAUUAAAUAAAAUGGCGGCUUUUACGUCUUAGCCAUUUUAAUGACGUAAUGAAAUGUAUAUAGAUGUAAUUUUUAUAUUUAUUAAAUUAGACCCUAAGUUAAGGAUAUUUAUAUUGUAGAUGUACUUAAGAAAGUAGAGGAAGCUUUUGGACUAGCUUAAUCGUAGUUUAUUUAAAUGCGUGUUCUCGUUUACUUAUCAUUAUUUUGCUACACGAAAAUAUAUGCGACAUUUAUCUAUAGAGUAUAUUUUUUAUCAAAUACUUAGUUUGGACAUAUGAUAAACGCAUAACAUUCUCAGUCAUUAACAAAUUAUUUAAAAUAUGAAUAUUAUAAAUCUUGGUCGUUUAGAAAAUGUUUGGAGGCCAAAGUUUCAUGGCAUUAUAGUCUUUAUUUCAUAUGUGUGACAGCAAAAUGGCAGAUCCAGCUACGGUUACAGAAGAUUUAGAAGAUGGUGAGAUUGAAAGCGAUGGCGAAGAAACAAAUGAAACACAAAAUGAAGAAAAGCCGGAGGAAACAGCUGCAGUUGUUGAAGAAAAUAAAGCAAAAGUAGAUAGUCAAAGUUUUUAUUAUUCUAAGUCAGGUAAGAAGAAGAAGUCAAAAUCAAAUAAGAGCGAGCAGAAGGUUAAAGAUAAAAGUAAAAAGAGUCGGAAGUAUGCGGAAACGAUUGAGGAUGACUUUGCCGGUGGGAUAGAAAAAGCAAUAAGAAAGGCUAUGAACAAAAACGAUGGCAACAAUUUUCAAGGUGAAGCUGAAGGCGAAGAACGUAGGAAAUAUAAAAAGAGAAAGAAAUACGAUGGAAAGGAGGGGUCGAGUAAGAAGCGCAAAAAACAGGAGUAUUCCGAUGAAAUGGAUGAAGCGGAAAUGAUGUGCGUUCGCGGAGCUUCGCCGGUACAGAAACAGUCUCAGGAUGAAAGCUAUCAGGAACAAGACUCGUACGAAUCUGAUAGCAGCCAAGAUUCACGAGGACACCAGCAGCAUCGCCAGCAGAGGCAUCGACCACCACAGCGGGAGAGAAAUAAAAAUAAUAAAAAUGAUAGGAGGAGGGGGGGAACACAUCCCAUGCAAGAUCCCGAUGGUGUUUGUCUGUAUUACAUGCAAGGAAAAUGUCAUAAAGGGGACGAUUGUGUGUACUCUCACGACGCACAGCCGCCGAGGAAGAUGGAACUAUGCAAAUUUUAUUUAAUGGAAUGUUGCGCCAAAAGAGAUAAGUGUCUGUACAUGCACGCUGACUUCCCUUGCAAAUACUAUCACACUGGGCUUCCAUGUAUUUAUAAAGACGAAUGUAAAUUUGCGCACGGUAAACCUUUAAGCGAUGCACUCAAAAAUAUUUUAUUGAAACACAUCGAAUCAGCUCCUAAGGAAAUAUUAGGUGACUUCCCAAGACUCAACAGAGAUGGAGCAUUAAAAAUGUUACAAAAUACACAACUCAAACUAAUGCAACAAUAUUCAGAGAGCACGGACGCUGAAAUAAAGAAUAUUCCGUCACUCUUCGAUAUUAACAUACCUAAUCCUCAACUAAAUGUAGAUUCGUCUCAGAAUAGUUCUUUUAACAACGAAAGGCAGAGCAAGGUAUCACCGAAAGUAAGGCAGUCGAGGUGGCAAAAUGACGAGUCGAAUCAAAAUCAAUGUCAUUCACCAAACAGCAAUGCAAGUUCAAAUGUGCUAAGUAUUAAAAACUUAACCGGUGUAUUAUCGCCUCGACAAAUUUAUGAACUCACAAAGAUAGGUAUCGAAAACUUAGAUCAAUUGAGUCAGUUAACAGUAUUACAGUUGAAUAACAUCGGUAUAUCCUUAAAACAAAUCUCUGACAUACAACUGAACACAAUGAGCAUCCAGAAAUUAGGUUUAAUUAGCAAUACUGAACAACAAUCCCCACAUCAUCAAUUCGUUAGUACUAAUGUUCCUGCAAAGGAUUUAGAUUUAAGAGUACCGCCCGCAGCACUGCCUUCGUCGAAUAGUUUAGCUAUAGCAUCCGAAUUACCCGGUCAAGACGUUGAUAUGCGUUUUCAGCCGAACACACAAUCACUUAGUAUCAAAGAAGAGUCGAGCAAUAAAACAUCUAAAAGAGAAACAAGCAACAAAGACAUGAUUGAUAUAGAUCAGUACACAAAAGAUGCGUUAAAAUUUGCAUCAAAAGAUAAAGAAAACAUAGACAUUUCAAACGAGACUAUAGACAAUGAAAAGAAUAGUACUUCAAAUGAAAUAAAAGAUGUAGAUCACAGGGUCAUUCCAUUUUCUGAUGGCGGGUCGAGUAGUCAUAAUGCUAAUAUAGAAGAGAAUACUCUGCGUUCGGAGGCGGAUACGGACAUACGGUUUCUGCAACCGGAUCCUAUAUUUAAAAAUGCUGAGAAGAAACAUCGUCGUUCGACUACGGACGACGAUGAAGAUAACAAUUUACUGAUCGAUGAGAAGUGGUAUUCAAGUGACGAAGAAAAGGGAAAUAAAAAGAAAUCACCCAUAUCCUCACCUCAGAAGUCGUUGAUGUCACCGCCGCCGGUGGUUCCGCCUGUUAUAGAACCGUCGGUUUUGAGUAAACUUGGUGAUCUAUCAAAAAUAGAUAUCAGCGAAGAAGUUACAAAGCUGCUCAAUACUAUGAAACAUAAUUUACACGAAACUCCAAGUCAAGAAACUCAAGAGCCGACGAUAUCAAGAGAUCCUCGUUCUAGAAGAUCCCCUCCGACGUCUGUGGACACCAGUGUAGAAACAAGUAAAACGACGAGUAAGAAGACCAAUCGAGUGUCUAUAUACGAAUGUGUUGACGGUGAACCCACGGAUGGGCGUCGAAGAACGGACGUGGAUCUCCGGACGACGGAUUUCAAAGGCCCCAGCUACGGUGACACAGACUUGAGACAAAACACCAGCGGUGACAUAGAUUUACGUCUAGGCUUACCGUUCAAACCGAUACCUAACUACACGCCAGCCUCAGAAAUAAACGGUUCAAUUAACAGUCAUCCGCCGAUACAUUACAAACUAGUUGCCAUACACAUACCGCGUCCUGAUUACACGGAUAUCAAAAAUAGCACAGCGAAAUCACAAGCACUGACGGAUCCUAGGUUAAGGAAAGUAUUCAGAUUGUCCGUAGAAGAAACUAAUAGUGACAGUGAAAAACCAGCGAAAGUUGUAAAUACAGGCCCCCGAGUGGACCCCAGACGGAAACCUAAAGAUCAAAUCGAUACCACUAGUCAAGAACAAAAAUCUAACUCAUUAGAAUUACAGACGAUAUUACAAAAUUCAAAUUGGUACAAAGAUUUGAGUUCCACACAGAAGAUAUUCGUGAAUCAGAAUCUAGCACCGGUGACGCAGAUGAUAAAACAACACCACCAGGAAAAGCAAAUGGGUAAGAAAUUUGAUAUAGGUUCAAUACAAAACAAUAACGUUCUGUGUAGCAUAUUCACUAAUCUAGGCGUGACUCUUGGAGAAAACGGUGAGUUCUCGUAUUUACCUAAACCGAAGGAGGCUCUGCUGAAGACUCCGAUAGGCUUUAGUCAGAAUUCGAAUCCUUUCGGCAUGAACAACAUGUCCGGAGGCCAUGGGCCUAUGGAGGGUAAUAUUAAUAUGAUCAAUAUGCCGCCAAUGGGCAUGGCUGGUGUAGGAAACAUGUCUAAUAUGAAUUCAUUGCACGGCUUCAACCAGCCUAUGUCGGACCCCAGAGGUGGGCCGACUCCGGGCCUGCUGGGCAUCGCGCCGAACAUACCUCAUAACUUUAACAACAACAAAUUCGGUGGUCCACAUAAUUUCGGUAACAUGGGAUUCAACGGCCCGCCUAACGAUUUUAAUUUUAUGGAGGGAGAUCAGAACUUCCAAAGAUUUCCCAACAGAGGAGGUCUCCGCGGCAGAGGGAACAAUGAUCGCUGGAACAGAGGUGGAAAUAGGGGACAUAGGGACAGGAAAAAUUUCAACGAGCGAGGUAAUUGGAAAAACGACAGGCAUUAGCUGGUAAUGUCAGAGGCGAUGCGAUAUCCUUCCACAUCAUACAAUAUGUGAUCAAGGUGAUAAUUAUGAUUUAGUAACCGUGUAGACUUGCUAAAAUAGUUUUUAUAAUUUAUUUUAUUCUAAUAGGAGUAAGUAUUCUGUACAAGUUUUUAAAUACUGUAAAUAUUCGGAGUAAUUAAAUCAUUGAAGUUUUUUUUUCGUUAUAAGGCUAAUUAUAAUACUAAUGACGUUAUAAAUAUGAUAAAAAAAAAUAUAUAAGAAAAUUGAAUAAAUUAGGUUCAUUUUUAAAGGUACUCAUUAUGCGAGCCAAAUGUUUUAAGACUGAGUGCAUUAUUAUUGUGUUAUUAUGUAUUAUGAUAAUAAACGCAGUCGCAAAUGAUUUCGUAUAUAGAUAUAGAAUUAAGUUAAAUUGCAAUUAUGGUCUUUGUCCAGUAAAUAGUUUACUGAUCUGAGCAAUACGACACUUUAUAUAUAGUAUAACAAUAGGUACUUUGUAUAAAGAGUAGGUGACUUCCGUUCUUGUUCAUUAUAGAUUGUAAUUAUAAAAGCCUACUGGACUUAAUAAAAUCUAUGUUUAAUAUA
Messenger RNA from Danaus plexippus (monarch butterfly), 4789 nucleotides. It is a transcript of the gene su(sable), whose product is annotated as protein suppressor of sable. Gene Ontology annotation, molecular function: metal ion binding; RNA binding. The record is from RefSeq and is a predicted model, not a curated record. Gene Ontology annotation, cellular component: nucleus. Gene Ontology annotation, biological process: negative regulation of DNA-templated transcription. Lineage: Eukaryota; Metazoa; Arthropoda; Insecta; Lepidoptera; Nymphalidae.